Drosophila elegans is the source of this 1253-nucleotide messenger RNA. Its product is annotated as N-acetyl-D-glucosamine kinase. The record is from RefSeq and is a predicted model, not a curated record. Gene Ontology annotation, molecular function: N-acetylglucosamine kinase activity. Bases 135 to 1184 code for a protein of 349 amino acids. The transcript has 5 exons. NCBI's taxonomy places the organism in Eukaryota, Metazoa, Arthropoda, Insecta, Diptera, Drosophilidae.
CACAUUUGGUGUUCAAAGCGUUCGGAACGUGGACGAUUUUAGCUCUGCCGGGAACCACCUUCGUCACAUCACCAAUCCUCUGUACUCACAUUCCAGUUGGGGAUUCGUUCGGGGGCCCAGCCAACUAAAUCACGAUGAAGUAUUUCGGCGGAGUCGAAGGAGGAGCCACCCACUCCAGGCUGGUCAUCUGCGACGAGAGUGGCCAGUCCGUGGGCUCCACCAGCGGCCUGGGCACCAACCACUGGGGCAUCGGCAUCCCGGAGUGCGCCCGCCGCAUCGCCGACAUGGUGGAGCGGGCCAAGGAGGAGGCAGGCAUUUCCAAGGAUACGCAUCUCACGAGUCUGGGAUUGAGCCUCAGCGGUUGUGAGCAGGAGGCCACCAAUCGCGAGCUGGCGCAGGAGCUGCGCAAUACGUUCCCGGGUCUAUCCCUAAGCUAUGCCGUCUCCAGCGACACCAUGGGUAGCAUGUACACCGCUUCCUCGAUCGGGGGAAUGGUCCUUAUAUCGGGAACCGGCUCCAACUGCCUGCUGCGCAAUCCUGAUGGCUCUACGUUCAAUUGCGGCGGCUGGGGUAACUUCCUCGGCGACGAGGGCAGCGCCUGGUACAUCUCAUACCGAGCAGUCAAGGUGGUGUUCGAUCACAUGGACAACUUCGAAAAGUCGGCGGCUCCUGUGGAGAAGACCUGGGCCCUGAUCAAGGAGCACUUUAGCCUCGAGACGCGGCUGGACAUGCUGCCGCACUGCUACGCCAAGUUCGACAAACCCUUCUUCGCCAACCUGUGCAAGAAACUGGCCCAGAAUGCGGAGAACGGUGACGAGCUGGCACGUGGUCUGUUCCGGGAGGCCGGCGUGCACCUGGCCCGAAUGAUCCUCUCCCUGCUGCCCAAUGUGCACAAAGAUCUAGUCAAGUCCGGCGACCUGAGCGUGGUGUGCGUGGGAUCGGUGUGGUCCAGCUGGGACCUGCUGCAGGAGGCCUUCAUUGCGGAGCUGUCCAAGACGGAAAUCCACUUCAACCUCAAGCUGGUGCAGAUCACCAAGAGCAGUGCCUACGGAGCCUGCUAUCUGGGGGCGGACAGCGCACACUUCGAUCUGCCGAGGAACUAUGCCGACAACGUCACAGUCCUAUACACAUACACUGAUCCGCGAAAGAAAGCCAAGGCUAGUAACGGCGUAUCAGUUAGAUAGUAUUACUAUUCAAGUAUUCAAUAGAAACACUGAAAAAAUUAAAUGAAACUAUUUGCCUUUACCGUUCCA